Molecule: messenger RNA, 1507 nt
Organism: Acinonyx jubatus (cheetah)
Lineage: Eukaryota; Metazoa; Chordata; Mammalia; Carnivora; Felidae
Gene: GJA8
Product: gap junction protein alpha 8
Exons: 1
Coding region: 131-1453 (440 amino acids)
Biological process (GO): cell communication
Cellular component (GO): connexin complex
Source: RefSeq, a predicted model, not a curated record
GCUCACGCGCGGACUGUGGCAGUUAACUCAGAAAGGAGAGGGACCCCGAGGGUUGGCACAGACAGCUUCGCUCGGGGGUGCCCCGCGGCUGCUCAGCUCUUGCCUUCUGCCUCCUCCAGGUGGGUGAGACAUGGGCGACUGGAGUUUCCUGGGGAACAUCUUGGAGGAGGUGAACGAGCACUCCACGGUCAUCGGCAGGGUCUGGCUCACGGUGCUCUUCAUCUUCCGGAUCCUCAUCCUGGGCACGGCGGCCGAGUUCGUGUGGGGGGACGAGCAGUCCGACUUCGUGUGCAACACCCAGCAGCCAGGCUGCGAGAACGUGUGCUACGACGAGGCCUUCCCCAUCUCGCACAUCCGCCUGUGGGUGCUGCAGAUCAUCUUCGUGUCCACGCCGUCGCUCGUGUACGUGGGUCACGCCGUGCACCACGUGCGCAUGCAGGAGAAGCGCAAGGAGCGCGAGGCCGACGAGCUGUGCCAGCAGGGGGCGGCCGAGGGCGGCGACAGGGCGCCCCUAGCCGCCGACCAGGGCAGCGUCAAGAAGGGCAGCAACAGCAGCAAAGGCACCAAGAAGUUCCGGCUGGAGGGGACCCUGCUGAGGACCUACAUCUGCCACAUCAUCUUCAAGACCCUCUUCGAGGUGGGCUUCGUCGUGGGCCACUACUUCCUCUACGGGUUCCGGAUCCUGCCCCUCUACCGCUGCAGCAGGUGGCCCUGCCCCAACGUGGUGGACUGCUUCGUGUCGCGGCCCACGGAGAAGACCAUCUUCAUCCUGUUCAUGCUGUCUGUGGCCUCCGUGUCCCUCUUCCUCAACAUUCUGGAGAUGAGCCACCUGGGCCUGAAGAGAAUCCGGUCGGCCUUCAAGAGGCCCGUGGAGCAGCCCCUGGGGGAGAUCCCCGAGAAGUCCCUGCACUCCAUCGCCGUCUCCUCCAUCCAGAAAGCCAAGGGCUACCAGCUGCUGGAAGAAGAGAAAAUCGUGUCCCACUAUUUCCCUCUGACCGAGGUCGGGAUGGUGGAGACCAGCCCCCUCUCUGCCAAGCCUUUCGCACAGUUCGAGGAGAAGAUGGGCCCCGGGCCCCUGGGGGACCUGUCCCGGGCUUACCAAGAGACACUGCCUUCCUACGCUCAGGUGGGAGCCCAGGAGGGAGAGGGGGGAGAGCAGCCCGUGGAGGAGGGGGCGGAACCGGAGGUGGGAGACAAGAGGCAGGAAGCCGAGAGAGUGAGCACGGAGGGGCAGGAGACCCUGGCAGUGCUGGAGGGGGAGAAAGUGGAGACUCCCGAGGUCGGGAAGGAGGGUGAGAAGGACGAGCUGCAGGCUGAGAAGGUAGCCAAGCAAGGGCUGCCCGUGGAGAAGUCGCCUUCACUGUGUCCCGACCCGAGCAGGGAUGACACCAGACCACUGAGCAGGCUGAGCAAGACCAGCAGCCGCGCCAGGUCCGACGAUCUAACCGUGUGAAGUGUUGCCGAAGAAAGAGAGAGAAGAAAACCCCUGAGCUGACCUAGGGCAAGA